Toxoplasma gondii ME49 is the source of this 9292-nucleotide messenger RNA. RefSeq lists its product as hypothetical. The transcript has 11 exons. The coding region runs from base 4144 to 8448 and encodes 1434 amino acids. NCBI's taxonomy places the organism in Eukaryota, Apicomplexa, Conoidasida, Eucoccidiorida, Sarcocystidae. The record is from RefSeq and is a predicted model, not a curated record.
GCGCGCUGACAAGAAGAGAAAACUGCAGUCGCCGUUCACACACAACACAGUUCCCAGGCUGCAGAUGAAUGCCGAUAAAACUGGCCCUCUGCACCCCUGCAUAGCAUGUAGACUUGUCCCGCUAUGUGCUCAGUGACGAAAGCCACAGGCCGAUGUUAAUUCUGAAUGCUCUGCACCCACACGCAGAUCUGCUGGCGUUAAGACUUGAGUAGUCGCUACAGCCGAGGCAGUUUUUCUCCACUGCAGAGAACGCGAAUUUCAUGGCUUGACUUAGCCUCACUGGAAAAGUGUACCCCUAACACACAUGCAGAGGAGAGAUUUCAGUGAAACCCAGGUUACGUCACUGUCUCAGUUACCACAUCAAAGUGAGAGAACUCGAAGAUUUCGACGGCACAAAGACGAACAGUUCCUAUUCCGUUCCAGUAGAUACUCUCAUCAACAAGGGGAAAGCCCAGAGCCUUGUUCAGGACUGAAAAACGCGUCUCAGACUUUGCCGCGCGUUCUCUGCCUCUGUUUCGCAAAAAGAAAACAGCUCGAAACUCAAGAGACACUUCGGAAGCAUGCGCUUGCGAGCAAACACUGAGAGUCUCGGACAGCACCGACGCCGUUUACGAAAUUCGAAAUCCCAUGAGGACAAACAGCAAGGACUUCUCUGUUAGAUCUACGUCGGCGCUCUCCCUUAGAGUAAGCGGUCACUGCGGCCUUCCUCAAGCUCGUCGAAGGAACGGUGUUCCUCAUGUACACUGGAAACGCGAUACGCUGAGUACUUGCCGUCAAAACUCUAGUUGGGUGUCCUCGAAACGCUACUCCUGCACGUUGCUCGUAUACUGAGGUCUUCGAGGGGGGGCGGGGUGGGGAGGCGAGCUCGGGAGAACGAGUUCAAGAAAUGCAACGAAAGGUCCACUCAGUCCAAGGAGAGCAGUCCAGCACAGCACCUUCUUCCUGUGACGUGAAUGCAGGUAGCGGUUCACACUGGUUCUCUGAAACUGCACCUGUUUAUAAGCAUCUGUCUCUUUGGAAAAAUCUGUUUCUCGAGGCCGAAUCCUGGACCUCAGAGAUCUUGAGGUGUAAGAGUGGUUUGCGAUUCCGAGCAACUCUUUUGUCGGAAAGUCUGCGUCUCCAGCAAUGGCAGUCCAGGCGCAGUUCUUCUGGCUGAGAAGGAGCUUCUUGCCUGUGUCUUUCUCAAAACUGGAGGAGCCCUAUGUUUUUCAGGAUGGGAGAUGCCGCAUACUGCCAAGAUUCCGGAAGAACGUCUUGUCUGUACCUUCCAUAAAGUCAUAUUCAGGUCUCUUGGUACGAAACUGUCCGGUUUCCUCGAUUUGCGUCACCUCAUCGUAGACAGAAAAGAACACUGAAUACGAUGGGGCGGUCCGGAGAACGCUACAAAACACGCUGCACGCACGGAGAGAGCUUUCUCUGCACAGUGUCGAAGGGGGAUUUACCUUCUCUGCGUUUCCCGUUGCUGGAUCUCGACGACUCGGGGCAAGCGCGGCAAACAGCUCGGUCUUGUUUUUUUUCAACGGGCGGCGAAGAAGCCCUGUGACCCAUGACGGGUUUGCCGUGGUUCUUCGGGGGUGACGCAGUGAAAUCUCAAAUACACCUGGCUUUCUCUGUGUGAACUUCAGCGGGAAGCAACCACGAAACACUUGUGUUUACCCUAGACAACGUAGAAGAGCAGUCUGCGCGUCUACGAAAGUCUCCACUCGCUCUAACCCCCCCCCAGAGUUCGCGUGUCAGAAAGAAGACGAAGGCUCGAGGGUCUACGAAGGAACUUGGGGAGUUCAUGAGGUUUUCUUUCGACAUGAAUAGUAAGCCUAAGUUCCGACUUGGGCGACAAUUCUUGUCCGGACUCGCUAGAACUUGCCGUCCAGGACCUUGAGUUUCAGCCUGGCACACCCCACGAAAAAAGCCUGCGGGACACGACGCAGUGACAGCUUUCUCGAUUUUUUUCGUCGAGAAACCGUUCCUUUCGUUUCGCAGCUUUGCGCGCCGGCAACUUGCACGCAAGAAAAGCGUAAAAUAUGAUUUUUUCGGUCUCCAACAGGGCGCGAAUUGACCCCAGCCCCGUGUCGCACCGCGACCUUCCUCCCGCAUUGACCCUCUGCUUCGUGUGUCUCUUCUUCCAGCGUCGGAAGAACACUGGGAGAGAGCUUUCCGCCGAAGCCGCGAGAGUCUUGCGGCUUUUUAAGAGUAUCUGACUUUCUUCUCGAGUCCUCUUCACCCGCGCUUCUCUUUGAUUCAUCGCGACACCGUGGCGCCGUAGCAGCCGUCGUCCUUUCCCCUCCUCCUGUCCUCAACUCCUGGCGACAAAGAAGAUCGAGAGCUCGUCGGCAGAGGAUGGAGGCGUUCCGAAGGAGUUCCUUUCUCGCGUUCGUUCCCGGACGAGAAAGACACGAAAACGCACUCUGCUCUAACGAAGGAGGUGCGUUUUUGCCUCCUCAAUCCACAGCGCUGCAGGCCGUCCGACGAUGACUGGACACACUCGCCGGCUGUCGCCGCGGGUUUCCGGUCAUUUUUCAUGAAAUUUUCUACUUCCACUUCUGCCUGUUUCUUUUCUUCUCAACGACGAAGCAUCUGUGCCCUCACUCCAGCAGCCUGUGUUUUCUUUGAACGAAACUGUCUGGCUCUGCGAAGAAACAACGUCAGAGAGAGAUGGUCUGACUGCUGCUGCGCUCCGGUCGUUCUCGCCGCCUCUCUGGGGUGUACGGUUUACAUGGAAAACGAGUAGAGAAAGCACUUUUUCUCGACUGCCGGUCUUCCUAUCUUCUCUGUUGUUUCGCUCGAACGCUUCUCCAAACCGCGCGUUCCGCAAGACACAGUCUCCCGCCGUCCAGCUUCCUUGUCUCUUUUCGUUCUUUGUCACGGGCACAACCGCUUCACCCUUUUGUCUUUCUCCUUACAAACCCAGCUCGUACCCCAGACCAGUUUCCGUUCGCCACGGUCUCGUCGACCGGACAUCCGUCUGCCAACGCCAGUCGAUCUGAUCUCCACUGUUUAUCGUGUCGACCUGUCAAACAGGCGAUCUCUCGCUCUUCGUCUCUCUACGGCUCUCUGUCUCUCCUUGCCUUCGUAUCUGUGUCUAUCUAUAUCUCUGCCAACCGGUCUAUCGAUAUACGAGACUUUUUCUUUAUAUAUCAACGGAUCUAUAUCUCUGUCUGUGUCUCUCCACCUGCAUCGCUUUGCUUUCUUCUCGGAAAAGAGAAGCUGAGUCUGGCAACGUUCAAAAGGCUCGGGGUUUGACGUUCGGCGGAUCUCUCGUCUCUCCGUUUCGCGGGGAGAAAACGCGUUGAAACCGAUUCCGUCGCAGCGGCGCAUGUCCACGAAACUCGCAGAGUUGUGGUUCAUCUGUGAAGUCCACUUGGAGAGAACAGCUCCUCCACCCGCAGACCGCAGACAGAAGAGAAGCAGACGUUUUCAACAUGCGUGAGUCGGUUCUGCGCCACAAAGUUCCAACUCCUAACUCCGCAAGACGACCCGGGCAGAAGAUUAGCUGUACUUGCACUGCGGUGAACAACGUUCAUCGCCGCUCCGCGUUCUCCAUGUUCGCAGCGCCGGCUGCUUCUGUUUACGGAUGACUGUUCAACGUCUGUGCGCCAGUCUGCGCGGAUUCGGAAGGCGUUUUCCCCAGAGCGACGGUUCCAGCGCGCCAACCGGGAGGGAAGCUCUGGCGUCCUCUUCGUCUCUUGUCUGUCAAACAGACGACCCACAAUGUCUCGUUUUCCAAAGUCCUGCCCUCAGAAACGAGGUAGCUUUCCUUCCAGUCUCCGUCCUUCACUUGCUGAGUCGUUGCCGCUGCUGCGUAGGCUGCGAACCUCGUUUCUUGCAACAGCGCGACUGGCCAAGACAACUCCUCCGGCGCUCUCUUUUCCUCCUUUUUUUCUUCGAGACUUCGAGUCUGCGCGACGCCUAACCGAGUCCUGUCUGCCAUCUACCUCCUGGAAAGAGAAAGCGCUGGUUCUCGCGAACCCUCCACAAGGCACCCAGUUUCUCCACACCCCUAUCUCCUGCUCUCCUUUGCCCCCGGCUGUCUGCAUGGGGUAUCUUGUCUCGGAGAGAUCGGUGGGCGAGCGACCGUUUCCGGUUCUUCGGACGUAGACACUUAUCUCCUUUUUUUCUGCGUCCUCUGCGUCGAAAGCCUUCACGAUGCAGCGCCUCCACGCGACAGUGCCCUGCCGACCGCUGGCGCGUCCGCGCUUUGCUUCCGCCUGUGGGCGGUCGCAGCUCCAUGCGGUCGCCUGGCACGGCGCCUCGCCGAGAGAGCGGAGCGGCUGCGCGCGAGUGCGGCAUGGAGACGACGAAAGAGUUCGCUUCGACACACUUACAGAAGAGCGCGGCUCUGGACGGCGUCUCUUCUCUGAGGUUUUUUCAACGCCGAGAUCGACGGCCGUUCUCACUGCCUGCCUCGUCCCUGCCCGACCUAACGGAGACAGCGUGUCUCGGCUCCAGGCUCUUCGGGCCUUCUCGAGUGCGCGGCGCGCGACCGUGCAGUCGAGAAACGCGCGAGAGGACUUUCUCCGGACAAAUCGAAUGGGUCUGGAGCCUCGGAAAGGCUGUCUGAAAGCUCUGGGAGAGCGCGAACAACUCGACCUCGCGUUCGAGGACGACGCCUCCUUUCAAGAACUUCGCGACAUGUGGAUAGACCACAGAAGCCUGGACGCCGACGCAGGAGCCUCCGCUGCCGCAGAACUCCACACGGACCAGGCGUCAGCUGGCGACGGCUGUGCUUCCGAUCAAACAGCCACAGGUGGCGACAGGCAGGGAGAGUCUGCGGCGCGUUUUCCUCUAGUUCGAGGUUCCGGGGUCGAAGCCGGUCGAGGCCGAGAUCGCGUGAGCGGACUGAGUUCGCCGGCGCCGCGUCUGCAAGUGAUCGAACGCGUCCGACGCCUCGUCGCAGAGGCGCCUGAGCGCCUGUGCGCUUCGACGCCUCCUGCGGGGGAGACAGACGCGCGAGCGGCGUUUGGAGAGCCGUUCGUGGAGUCGUCGUUCAGAGAAGCCUUCGCCGUCGAUUCGUACGACACAACGCAGGAGACGAAUUUUUCGUCGGGGAGCACUGGGGCGUGGCGGUGCGAGUGGAUGGAGACGAACGACUUUGUUUGCCAGUUCGCGACGCGGAUGACUGCGAAGGAGAUCCUCAGCCUCCUCGCCCUCUACGCGAAGCUGAAGGCUUUGAAGCCUCCCGAUGGGUCUGCAGUUUCCGCGGCGAGUCUGCAGAACGUGACGGAGGCGAAGCGCGCGCUGUACGCCCUCACUCAGGCCCUGCUGCGGCACUCGUCCCCAGAGCCUGCUCAGACGCAGACUCCCGGGCGACUGGCGCUUCCGAUUCUUCUGGAAAGCCUCACGUCUACGCAACUCGUGAUGCUUCUGCGUCACCUGGUUGUCCUCGAGUUCCACCACCAACUGCUGCUUCUGCAUGUCUUCCACUUGCUUCCCAGACGCCUCCUGCUGCUCGCGCAAGAGGCGAGAGAACGCGACGCGCGCCAGAAGGGUGAGCCGCCCCCGCCAUUCCCCGACCUCGCUCUCAGCGCCGGUCGCUCUGGACCGACGUUUCCUGCGCCGGGGCGCAGCGAAGGGUGUCCUCGCGACGCGGUCAAGGAGAUGAGCAACAGGCAGCAGAACGAGAUCAGGAGUCUCGCCUCCUUCAUUCCGUGGCAGAGCCCGGUGGCUUUCGCGGCGUAUGGCGCCCAAGACGUCUCUCUCGAGGCCAUGAAGAACUGCGACCCAUCCCGGAGAAAGGAGGCGCUCCACAUGGUUGCUUUGACGUUUCUGGGCGGGAGCGUCGCGGAGCUUGCGCGGACAUGCCCCUCCCUCUCUCUCUGGAGCAACGAAAAUACGCGUACUCUCGUCGCAAUCAUCGAACAGCUCACUCUUCUCAACAUCCACGAAACGUCGCCCGUGCAGCUCACCGUCUUGGCGACGUCGGUGUGUGGUCUCCAUACGGCGACGAUUCGCUUCUUGAACGCGUUGGCGCGUCGAGCCUCGGAGCUGAUCAACGAGUUUUCGUUCUCCCAACUGACGCUCGUCGCCAACGCUCUCGCGCGGCUCCACUUCGCUCACGGCAGUCUGGUGAAGAAGGUCGAGGCGGCGACGACUGCUCUCAAGAGACCCGCAGUUGGUGGGUCCGCCGCGCCGGGCGCCGGCCGACAGCUCCCGGCCGUCAGAGGCAAAAUCGUCGCUGGAGGCGAGUUCUCAGCGGGUGCCUCUGGCCCCCAAAAGCGCGAGCCAGGCGAACAAGCAGACCGGGUCGAAGGUGCGAACGCGUUUGCGGAGUUGGUCGCCGACUGCGAUCCGCGAGGCCUCCGCAGCCUCUGGUACAAGGUCGCGUUGCGCGCGGCCUCGGCGCUGCCCAAGACUGUCUGGAGGCAACAGGAGUUCCUCGACUCGAGCGGCACUUGGGUCGACGUCAACGAAACGCUGGCGCUCGAACAGGCUGAGGCUGCCGCUGCCCUCCGCGCAACGGAGACUCCGCCGAAGGAAACUCUGCAGGAGCAAACCGUGGGAAGGGAGACGGCAGGGCCGCGAGGGGCGGCAGGCGUCGCAGAAGGCUGGGAAGGUGCGUUAGGCUUCCCCAAAGGACGAGGCAGAUUUCUUCCCGCGGGAUGUCUCGACUUGUUCAAAGCUGCUGAAAUCAGCUACGACCUGUCAACCAGUGACGAUGUUGUCGCCUACUUCGAUCCAGCCGUCCGCGGCGGAACUUGGAAACGCCUGUUCUUCCCUUCCUCCUCUUCGUCUCUCUCCUCUUCUCUCUCUCUUCCUUCUCCUUCUUCUCCUUCUUCUUCUUCUGAAGGGAUGGCCUCCGUCGGUGAGCAGACGCAGGAGGGCGAAGAGACUUUUUCUUUGACGAAUUUGCCGCCGUCUCCGGCGCCGGCCUGCGAGACGGCUGAAGGCGUGCGACCCUUCGGGCCUCUGCGGAACGAAGAAAUUCGUCAGUUGAUCAAUCUCUUGAAUUCGUUUGCUCGAGUCGUCGCAGCAGAGCUCCUCCCUCUGGACGACAGAGACAUCGCAGGGGAACUCGCUGAGACGUUCCCCGCCUGGGCCGCGAGGCAGGCGCAUCUGGACGGACAGAAGGCCUCAAAAAGCCUCCCGAAAGGCGCCGCAAAAGGCUCUUCGAGUGCCCUGGGCGACGCAGACGGCGACGCGGCCUCACCCUCGGACUUCGAGCACGACGUCGUGGACUGGACGAACGUGAGGAAAGUAUGCGCCGCGAUGGUCAACGCAGGCGUCGACACUGGCGCUGCUCAAGUCGACAACCCCGUCUUUCUUCUCUUUACACGAGCUAUCACGGAACUCAUCGCGCGACAGGAGCAGAUGACCGCCCAAGGCAUCACCAGCUUCAUGAAUGCGUACAGCAAAGUUCGCCUCAAAGGCCACGGACGCUUCUUCUUCCAGCUGAAGCCGCGAAUUCUCAAGUUGCUUCCCGAGUUCGCUUCUCAUCAAAUAAGCAUGGCCCUGAAUGCUUUCUCCUAUUUCCGGUUCGACGACAAAGAAGUCGUUCGGGGCCUCGUCAACGAGUUCAUGCAUCGUCGCCACCAAGGAGCUUCAAGCAUUGCUGUCUCAAGUGUGAUCCUCUCCAUGGCGGCUCUUGGAAUGAGAGAGGAGUCUGUGAUUCGGGCAAUGACCCAGGGAAACUGGAUCACGAAUUCGCUGUUCUUCAACAGUCUCUCAACUCAAGGGUUGACGACUCUUCUCUUCUCGCUGGUCUGCCAAGACGCCGUCUACGAAGCUGCGACAGGCUCGGCAGACUUGCUGAACAAGAUUUUGAUGCGGCUCCACGAGUCUGCGCUCAAGCGCCAUGGUGAGGCGAUGCUGGUGACUUGCGCGCGAGCUCUUUUCCCUUGCUCGUUCUUGACCGUUUCGGAUCACCUUCGCGCCGUGGAAGAAGCGCGCAAACACCGCCUGACAGGCGUCGACAUGAGUUCGUACAUUCGUCCUGAAUUCGAGAAAAAGUGGAUUUCCACGGGAACACAACGCGACGGCGGACGCACCCUCGCGUGGGCAGUGAGGCCGCCUCCAGAGAUCCUCCACUCGCCUCCCGAGCAGUGGUCGACAGGCUUGAAGUUCUUGGCAGAUCAACUGUUCUACAAAGGUCGGGCCAACAUGCGCGCGAAGAUUGUCCCUUCUGGUCUCCACUUCCAGGUGGCGGCGGUUGCGCAUCUUCUGGGGUACCGCGUCUUGAACGAAAUUUCAGUUUUUCCGUACUCCAUCGAUAUCGUUGUGUUGCCGGAUGUGGUGACAAGCGAAUCACGAAUUCCGCGCACAGUCGAGAAGGCCGAUUCUCAGAGACGUGGAAAAAAGGAGGCUUUCGAUGCUUCUCCAGGCCUCUUCGACAUGCAGCAGACCGACGAACUCCGGCGACUUGCAACAGAAGGCGUCCAGAGCGACGGUGCGUUAACGCGAAUGAGCAAGGUGAUGUCGUUCCGCUACGGAGGCUACGGCAGGCCUCAGUCUUGAGUUUCUGCUUUGCGUUUCAAGUAGCAAAGACCGCAAGACUUCGCAAAGGGCGUCUCUGGGAAGAGCCUUAUUUCUCGGAGAAACUGCUCUCUGGACACCCAGCAGUCAGCGGGAGAUGAAAAAAAGUUGGGGAUGACUGUCGCUCAGUCUCUCGCCUUCUCUGGGUGUUGCGUUUGAGUUUGGGGCGUCAAGAGAAAGCAGAACGUUCGCGCUCUUUCAGACGCAAAGCUGAUCGGUUGUUCUCCUUCUUUUUCAGUUCAGAGAGGUCCACAUUCACGCGUUCUUCCUUUCUCUCCGGACUUCUCCUUUUUUCUCUCUCCGCUUCCCACUGUGGGCGCGGGCGCCGGUGUCGGCACGUUCGCCUUCGCCGACAGGGCAGGGUGGCGAGAUUUCGUUCCCCUUCCGCUGGUGGCCGUUCGUUUUUUUUAAGUUCCUUUUCUCUUUGUCUUCCUGUCUCUUCGUUUCGUCCGUUCUUCUGGACUUGCAGACGGCCUGAGGCCUUUCUCCUUCGUGGACUCUGCCCUCGACUGUGUACUGUGCCUCUCGGGACAUCGCGCUUUCGUUUCUUCUCUCGUUUCUUCUUUCGUUUCGGCUUUUGAGAGCCGCUGGCGGUCAUGUUCGCGGAGGGUCUUUGGACUUCUGCCGCAGUUGCCUUGCAAAGCUUUUUUUCUCCAACUCUUGUGUUUGUCUGGCCCUCCGACACCCGCUGCCGCGAGUCUUCCUGGAGACCAGCCUCAGUCGAAAUGUGCUCCAGACGAGAACCGUGUAGAGCGGAAUCGAUCCCCGCAGCCGCGCAUGGCUUUUCCGGGUGGCCACCGUGUUUUUGGGUCGCCAAAAAAACGAA